AGUCUGAAUUGACCAAUCACCGACGACUUCAGAAAUACCGGGGUAUACUUUCUGCGGACUACGCUUGCCUGUGAACGAAACUAUCUAAAAAGCACAUUUAUUCACUUACAUGAGGCGAACAGGCUGAACUGUAAUUUCAUCCAACUUUAAAACAGAGUCAUGGAUGCAGAAGGGUUUGGAGAGCUUUUGCAGCAGGCAGAACAAUUGGCUGCAGAAACAGAAGCUGUGUCUGAACUGCCACAUGUGGAAAGGAACCUUCAGGAGAUCCAGCAGGCUGGGGAAAGGCUUCGAUCCCGCACCUUAACUCGCACCUCUCAAGAUGCUGCAGAUGUGAAAGCGUCCAUCCUCCUUGGUACCAGAGGUUUAGACGUCUUCCACAUUUCACAGAGACUGGAAACUCUAAGUGCUGCCACCACCUUUGAGCCCCUGGAACCAGUCAAGGACACUGACAUACAGGGCUUCUUGAAGAACGAGAGGGACAACGCCCUCCUGUCCGCCAUCGAAGAGUCUCGUCACAGGACGUUCCUGUUGGCUGAAGAGUACCAUCGUGAGUCCAUGCUGGUUCAGUGGGAGCAGGUGAAGCAGAGAGUUCUGCACACUCUACUAGGAGCUGGAGAAGAUGCUCUGGACUUCAGCCAAGAUCUGGAGCCGAGCUUCGUGAGUGAAGUGACAGCUCCAGGGAGGAGUGCACUAGAUAGUGUGGAGGUGGCUUAUGGACGGCAGAUCUAUUGUUUUAACGAGAAGAUUGUAAAUGGACACAUUCAGCCUAAUCUGGGGGAUUUGUUAGCUGCAGCGGCAGAAAGUCUGGAUGACAAGAACGUCUCAGAGCUGUGGCUUAUGGUGAAGCAGAUGACAGAUGUGCUUCUGGUUCCAGCCAAAGACACCCUCAAGAGUCGCACUUCAGUUGAGAUGCAGAUGGCCUUCGUGCGUCAGGCGCUCAGCUUCCUGGAGAACAGAUAUAAACACCACACGAUGGGAACGGUCUUUGGGAAUCUCCACCAGGCCCAACUGGGAGGUGUGCCUGGAACAUACCAGCUGGUCCGCAGCUUCCUCAACAUCAAGCUGCCGGGGCCCCUUCCUGGCAUGCAGGACGGUGAGAUAGAGGGCCACCCAGUGUGGGCUGUGGUCUACUACUGCCUGCGCUGUGGAGAUCUGAACGCAGCCAUGCAGGUGGUGAGCAAAGUGCACCACCAGCUGGGAGACUUUAAGACCUGGUUUCAGGAGUACAUGAACAGCCCCGACAAACGCCUCUCCCCGACUUCAGAGAACAAGCUUCGUCUUCACUACCGCAGAGCGCUGAGGAACUGUGCCGACCCGUACAAGAGAGCCGUCUACUGCCUCAUCGGGAAAUGUGACGUCAGUGAUAACCAUGGAGAGGUGGCAGAUAAAACAGAAGACUACCUCUGGCUUAAGUUGAACCAGGUGUGUUUUGAUGAUGACGGCAGCAGCAGCUCUCCUCAGGACCGACUCACUCUGGCACAGUUACAGAAGCAGCUGCUGGAAGACUACGGAGAGUCCCACUUCUCCGCGAGCCAGCAUCCCUUCCUGUACUUCCAGGUGUUGUUCCUGACAGCGCAGUUUGAGGCGGCCGUGGCGUUCCUGUUCUGUGUGGAGAGACUUCGUAGUCACGCCGUGCACAUCGCCCUGGUUCUGUACGAGCUGCGGCUGCUGCUGAAGUCGUCGGGUCAAAGCGCUCAGCUGUUGAGCCAGGAGCCAGGUGACCCUCCGAUGAUCCGACGCCUCAACUUUAUCCGUCUGCUGAUGCUGUACACUCGCAAGUUUGAGUCCACGGAUCCAAGGGAAGCGCUGCAGUACUUCUACUUCCUACGCAAUGAAAAAGACAGCCAGGGAGAAAACAUGUUCAUGCGUUGUGUCAGUGAACUUGUUAUUGAGAGUCGUGAGUUUGACAUGCUGUUAGGAAAACUAGAGAAGGACGGCAGCAGGAAGCCUGGCGUCAUAGAUAAGUUUGCAGGCGACACCCGAGCGAUCAUUAGCAAAGUGGCUCUCGAAGCAGAGAACAAAGGCUUGUUUGAGGAGGCGGUCAGACUCUACGAGCUGGCCAAGAACCCAGAUAAGGUGCUGGAGCUGAUGAACAGGCUGCUGAGUCCAGUCAUCGCCCAGGUCAGCGCACCUCAGUCCAACAAAGAGAGGCUGAAAAACACAGCCGUGGCUAUAGCUGAAAGGUAUCGUUCACAGGGAGUAGCAGCUGAGAAGACGGUUAACAGCACCUUUUACCUGCUUUUGGACCUGAUGACGUUCUUUGAUGAGUACCACACAGGUCACGUGGACAGAGCCUACAACGUCAUGGAGCGCUUAAAGCUGCUUCCUCUCAGUCAGGACGGCGUGGAGGAGCGAGUCGCUGCUUUUAGGAACUUCAGCGAUGAGGUGCGUCACAACCUGUCUGAGGUGCUGCUGGCCACCAUGAACAUCCUCUACACCCAGUACAAACGCCUGAAGGCGGCGCCGGCGGGCACACCAGCACGAUCCCAAAGGGCCAUCGAAGACAAAGGGAUGCAGCUGCACAGUCAAGCCAGAGCCCUGAUCACCUUCGCUGGUAUGAUUCCCUACAACAUGGCUGGAGACACCAAUGCAAGACUGGUUCAGAUGGAAUUACUGAUGAACUGAUGCAAAACUUAAACACACACACACACACACCCAUCUGUGUUUCAUUUUGUUUUUAUAUUUCGUUUUGUGACGUUUCACCCGUCUGAGUUUCGUCUGUUUAAGUUUCGUUUCGUUUGUACCCUCUCGAGAUUGGAAUAAAAAUCUUUCUGUUGUC
Nothobranchius furzeri (turquoise killifish) is the source of this 2779-nucleotide messenger RNA. RefSeq names its product nucleoporin 93 (gene nup93). The record is from RefSeq and is a predicted model, not a curated record. Gene Ontology annotation, cellular component: nuclear pore. Gene Ontology annotation, biological process: poly(A)+ mRNA export from nucleus; protein import into nucleus. Lineage: Eukaryota; Metazoa; Chordata; Actinopteri; Cyprinodontiformes; Nothobranchiidae. Gene Ontology annotation, molecular function: structural constituent of nuclear pore.